GCCAAAGGAAACCACAGUAAACGAAAACUUCAUUUUCAUUUCUUUUACCAUUUCCUCUCUCGAUUUCUCGGUGACUUCGCCGGAGAUCGCCUGGCCGGAAAAUUCGAGGUCGUCACCGGGGGAAAUGGAGUGUGCGGGCACCGGUGAGGUUCUGAACCGUAGUUGCAUAGCCGUAGCUUAUUUCGGGAACCCUAAACGAUUCUUCUAGCCCUAAGCAAAAGCGACUUUGCUUAGAAGAGUUUGGAAGUUAUUCCAUGCUUUGUCUCGCAAAUCGGCAGCAAAAAUCUAUAUAAUAAGGGAAGAUAAAGAGGUUAAGCUUUGAAGAUGGAGGAGAAAAGUUGAUAUAAAGAUAGCAGUAGAAGUGUGGGAAUUUUCAUGAUCGUCAUGCCUUUUCCGAUGAAGAUCCAGCCAAUUGACUCGUAUACACAUGAAGAAUCGCUACGGUGCGAGACUGUUAAGCCGGUGGUGAAGUCGCGGCUCAAGCGGCUGUUGGAGCGGCAGUUCCCGAGCGUUCUGAGGAUUAAUGCGGUGGAGAAGACCGGCGUUGAGGAGUCGCAUUUCAGCAAAGAUGGCAUCUCUACCGAGUUCGAGCCCAGCUCAGUUUGCCUAGCGAAGAUGGUUCAGAAUUUCAUCGAAGAGAGCAACGAGAAGCAAUUGCCUCCGGUUAGGUGUGGCCGGAAUCGCUGCAAUUGCUUCAACGGGAAUUGUACGGACAGCUCGGAGGAUGAAUUCGACUUUUACGGGGGCGGUUUCGGUGACUCUACUCUCACAUCAUCAGGCGAAGCAUGCGAAAUUCUAAAGAGCCUGGUUCCUUGUGCUAGUAUUCGUGAAAGAAAUCUGUUGGCGGACACUGCGAAGAUUGUUGAGAAGAACAAGAUCUGCAAGCGAGAAGAUGACUUUUGCAGAAAGCUCGUCACUGACGGUUUACUAGCUCUCGGUUACGAUGCGUCAGUCUGCAAAUCUCGUUGGGAGAAAUCGUCCUCUUAUCCCGCCGGAGAAUAUGAGUACAUAGACGUGAUCGUGGAAGGGGAAAGGUUGCUGAUCGACAUCGAUUUCAGAUCAGAAUUCGAGAUCGCUCGCUCGACCAAAUCAUACAAAGCAAUCCUCCAAACACUGCCCCACAUAUUCGUGGGCAAACCGGAUCGUCUACAGAAGAUCAUCUCGAUCGUGUCGGAGGCUUCGAGGCAGAGCCUGAAGAAGAAAGGCAUGCACUUUCCUCCCUGGAGGAAGGCCGAGUACGUCAAAUCCAAAUGGCUCUCUCCUUACACCAGAACCACACCAACCUCAAUACUGACUCCAACCAAUAAUUCCGAGACCCACCCCAAGAGUGAUAAAAAUCAAGCCUUGAUCCCAACCAAGAGCUCCUCCGGCGAGCUGGAAAUAAUUUUCAGGGAGGACAACUCUGGUCCCGACGAUUCCAUGUUUGUACUGUCAGAAAGCUCCGUGGAAGAAGAGAAGACGGAAAACACAGCAGCGGCGAAGCAAUGGAGCCCACCAGAGAUCAAACCCAAGAAGAGUCUGCAGAUCGCCGGCAAUAUCGUAACUGGUUUCGCUUCUGGCCAUGAAAAAUUUUGAUUUUUUUUUUAAUUUUUUUUUUUACUUUUUCUGGUUCCGAGAAUCAGAUAUCGUAUAUGGUAUAACCUUUGAAUCCCCUUCUCCUUUUUGUUUGUAAGGGUCUGAUCUACUAAUAUGAAUAAUAAUGAUAAUAGAAAAAACUAAAAUAGCGCAAAAAAAAAAAAAAAAAAAAAAAAAAAAAUCAUUCCUCCCCCUUUCCCUUCUUUUUUUUUUGUGUGGGUUUUUUUGUAAGGGUUUGAUCCAUGAAUAUGAAUAAUAGUUUGAAUUUUUCC
Molecule: messenger RNA, 1847 nt
Organism: Vitis riparia (riverbank grape)
Lineage: Eukaryota; Viridiplantae; Streptophyta; Magnoliopsida; Vitales; Vitaceae
Exons: 4
Coding region: 376-1575 (399 amino acids)
Source: RefSeq, a predicted model, not a curated record